Molecule: messenger RNA, 1817 nt
Organism: Trachymyrmex cornetzi
Lineage: Eukaryota; Metazoa; Arthropoda; Insecta; Hymenoptera; Formicidae
Product: tigger transposable element-derived protein 6-like
Exons: 3
Coding region: 321-1733 (470 amino acids)
Cellular component (GO): nucleus
Molecular function (GO): DNA binding
Source: RefSeq, a predicted model, not a curated record
GUAGGGUAAUUGUGCGCGGUGGGUAAUUGUGUGCCAAUUUCCGUGAUCGGAAGAUGUUGUUUAUUACAAUAACGUCUUGCGGAAAAAAAGUAACAUCAUAUCCCAGUGUAGCACUGAUGGCUGAAGAUUAAAAUAAUCAACUUGAAAGAAAAACACAUCUUUUGUUAUAAUAUUGGUACUCACGAAAAUAAGACGGUAAUAACAUCACCUACUUACUGUGAUGGCAAAGUUUUCGUGUAACAAUACAAGUUUAUAUCCUCACUUUUAAUGUGAGUUAAGAAGAUUCACAAUACACGAUCUCGAGCUUGUGCAAAUAGUAGAUGCCUCGUUAUUAUAAAAGAACAUCAGAUAAGAAUAAUUGGACUGAGGGGACCUUAAAAUCAGCGAUUUAUGCUGUGAAAGUCAAUGGGAUGAAAAUCAGAGCUGCUGGGCGAAAAUUCAAUAUUUCGGAAUCAACUCUUAGAAAGCGAUUGAAAGAAAGUUCGACAAGCCAUGUGCCGUUGGGUCGAAAGCCAACAUUCACGGUUGAUGAGGAGAAAGAAUUGACAAAUCAUAUCUUGAACCUAGCAAAACUAUUUUAUGGACUUACUUCACAUCAACUUCGUAGAAUUGCUUUCGACUUUGCUGAGGCAAAACAUGUUAAUCAUACGUUUAACAAAACGAUUCAACUGGCUGGCAAAGAUUGGCUAUAUCAGUUUCUUCAGCGUAACUCGGAAAUAAAGUUAAGACAACCAAAAGGGACGAGUCUUAACAGAAUUAAUGCAUUUAAUAAAGAAGAAAUUACUCGAUUUUUUUCCAAUUUACAAGAAGUCAUGGAAAAGUAUAGAUUUCCUCCAAAUAGAAUCUUUAACAUGGAUAAGAUGUGCAUUACAUUGAUUAAAAAAAAAUGUCCAAAAAUAUAUGGCGCAAAAGGGAUAGAGAGAAUUGGAACAGCAACAUCAGGUGAAAGGAGACGAACCGUUACAACAGUAUUUUGCAUGAAUGCAUCUGGAACAUACAUACCUCCAAUGAUAAUUUAUCCGAGAGCGCGAAUGAAUACGCAGCUACAAAAGAAUGGGCCUAUUGGAGCGAUUUAUGCCUGUUCUAAAAAUGGAUGGAUAAAUAAGGGAUUGUACUUGGAUUGGUUACAUCAUUUUAAGAGCUAUGUUAAACCAACUUGCGAAGACCCCGUACUUCUGAUAAUUGAUAAUCAUACAAGCUACAUUUCACUUGACGCUUUUGAUUUAUGUAAAUCUGGUUUUAUUACUGUACUUUCUUUCCCCCCUCACACAUCUCAUCGAAUUCAACCUUUAGACUUGACAUUUUUUGGCCCGUUGAAGAACGCUUUAUAUAGAGAAUAUGAUUUAUAUUUAAAAUUAACUGAUCAUAAAAAAAUAACCGAAUAUAAUCUUGCAGAGUUGUUAAAUAAGGCCUUUUUAAAAGUAGCUUCUAUGAAGGAAGGCAUCUCUGGCUUUCGUACAGCAGGUAUUUACCCUCUAAACCCUGAUAGGUUUGACGAAAAUGAUUUUGCUCCAUCAGUUGCUCGAGAAGGACCUCUUACUGAAGUCGUCUUUGAUAAUCAAAAUUCAAAUUCCAUUGAAACUAUCAGUAAUAUAGAUAAUUUACCUGAUUCUUACAACAAUGAGUCAGAGGCAAAUCCAAUAUCAAAACCUAGUACUUCAAAGACUCCUGAUCAGUUCAAAAUUACUGUUAUUUCAUCGAUUUCUUCAAGCAAACCUCAUGUGGCAACGUGAUUCUCAUUCAGAAAUUUUAACUGCCUCAAAAGUAAAAAUUACAAGACAAAUUGGAAGAAUAGAAAAAGGCCGAAGAAAAGAAGA